Molecule: messenger RNA, 1835 nt
Organism: Octopus sinensis (East Asian common octopus)
Lineage: Eukaryota; Metazoa; Mollusca; Cephalopoda; Octopoda; Octopodidae
Product: monocarboxylate transporter 9-like
Exons: 9
Coding region: 216-1778 (520 amino acids)
Biological process (GO): monocarboxylic acid transport; transmembrane transport
Molecular function (GO): monocarboxylic acid transmembrane transporter activity
Source: RefSeq, a predicted model, not a curated record
GGUUCAUCUAUAUUUCUGUUUGUGUGUCAGCAAGCGAGAGCAAUGAACUUGUUUACAAAAGGCACAGAAACUGAAAGUAAAGAAACACAAUCUGUACUCAAAGCUUCCCCGGUGACUGACAGAUAAGACAAAGCUACUGACUUGGUAAAUACGCCAGAAACGCAGCGCACAGCGCAAGUGGAAGUGGAAACGUUAAGGCUCUGAGGUAUCCGUACAUGAAUGACUACCCUCAUCUCUCUGUCACAGAAGCGAAACCAGCUGUUCUCUCUUUCGUAAGCAAAUUUAUUCGCAAAAUGGUUUCACAGUCAACAAAGUCUGAAACAUCUGUCAAAGAUGUAGAAAGAUACCAAAAACAAGCAACGGCACGUGAUGGCGGUUGGGGGUGGGUCGUGUGUUUUGCCGCAGCCUCCAUCUGUUUCAUAGUGGUUUGUUUGUCAAAUUCUGUUGGAAUAUUGCUUAUUGGCCUCAGAAGAGUUUUUGAUGACCCGGUUUCGAAGUUAUCAUUGAUUGGAGCUCUACUCGUCGGACUGAGCAUGCUGGCAGCUCCAGUUGCCAGUAUAUUGUUGAACUACUUCAAUCAUCGGACAGUUCUGAUAUUUGCAGGUCUUCUUGGGUUUACGGGUGCCGUAUUAGGAGCAUUUUCUACAAAUAUUGAUAUGUUGAUAGUUACAUAUGGUUUUAUGUCAGGUGUAUCCCUUGGAAUAUCUUAUUUCACCUGCCAGAUUAUCACAGGACUCUACUUUGAUAAGAAACGUGCCACAGCAAUAGGAAUUACCAAUUGCGGGGGCGGAUUAGGUACAAUGACGGCAGGCAUAUUUGUUGACUAUCUCUUAGACUUUUACGGACUGAGAGGCACCUUGCUCAUCAUAUCCGGUUUGCUUCUGAAUGUCAUUGUUUUUGGGGCGCUCUGCCGACCUUUGAAGAAUCCCUUCAAAGAUGGUGCGAAGGCAGAAUAUACACAUGGGACAAGUCCCCAUUCUGCGAGGAACGCUGUUGAGAAGAAGCUACCGAAGGAGACAAAUGGUGAAAUCAUUGACAAUGAGAAUACGAAAAGUCUUUUGGCAGCUGAAGAAAAUGGUAUGAAGAACGAAUCGAUUCCAGAGAAACAGAAAAUCGACGGAAGUUUAAUCCUGAAGCGAUGUUUUGAAAUAAUUGGCGUGGAACUUUUUAAAAAUGCUAACUUUAUGUUGCUGGUUACAUGCUACGUUCUCUUUGCGUAUACGGUAAUAAUGACGACUUAUAUACCCCCGAUGUGUGUUUGGUCGUUUGGAAUGAGCCAAAGGAAGUCAGCAAUUUUGGUUACGCUUCAUGGAUUAUUCGCAAUAGUUGGGGAACUGUCAUUCGGUGUUUUCAUGGAUCUGCUUCAUUUUACAAGCGCCAAAAUUUUCAUCUUCGCUCUGUUGUUACUCUCCUCCAGUGCCUUUUUGAUGCCGCACUGCGAUCAAUUUGAAUACAUCGCUCCUCUGGUUUGCAUGGUUGGAUUAUCAAUUGGGCUUAUCGUAUCCCUCCGACUCAUCCUCACCACAGAAAUAGCGAGUAAAGAACACGCGACAAAAGCUUACAGCAUUCUGAGUUUCAUCAGUGGAAUUUCAUAUUUUACUUCUUCUCCUCUCAUUGGAUCGAUUUUCGAUACCACGAAAUCGUUUUUGAUUGUUUUCUACGGAGGUGGAGUCUGCGCACUGAUUGCAAUAAUAUUAUUUCUGUUCAUUACCUACCGUGAUAGAUGUUGCAAAAAAUGUCUACAAAAAAAGUCUACAGGAAUAAACUCUAGUCCCUAACGUUUUGUUACUGCUGUGAUAAUUCAUAACAUUCCUGUUAUAACUUACGAUUUAUAA